Caenorhabditis sp. 36 PRJEB53466 is the source of this 3552-nucleotide messenger RNA. The record is from the annotation of a GenBank genome assembly. Lineage: Eukaryota; Metazoa; Nematoda; Chromadorea; Rhabditida; Rhabditidae.
AUGGAUUCGGAAGAAAUGUGCCUUGUCUGUCAAGAUGUCUCCAGUGGCUAUCAUUACGGAGUUCCUUCUUGCAACGGAUGGUGAGUCCUUAUAUGUGAGUUUUCUUAAAUAAAGAGUACGAAAGUUCUUUUCUGAACUGCAUAAUGUUUAAAAUAUUAUAAAUGUACCAAAUGAUUGCAGCAAAACGUUCUUUCGACGAACAAUAAUGAAGAAGCAGUUGUUCAUCUGCCAACACGAAAAGAACUGUCCCGUCGACAAGAGUAUCCGAUGCGCGUGCAGAUUCUGCCGAUUCGAGAAGUGUCUCCAAGUGGGAAUGGAUCGGUCGGCUCUUCAAGCAUCGAGAGACCGUAUCGGCUACACGAAACGGAACCGAAAAUCAAAAGUGCAAGAGAUUUCACCGGGCAGUUCGAGUGAAAUGUCACCCGGAGAAUGCUGCCUUCCCUCGCCAGUCUCUCCCGCAAAACCGCUCGAAACCUACUGGAGUUACGUGGCGAACAGAGAAAAAGUGUUAGUGAAAUCAACCAGAAGUGCUGCUUACAAAAUAUGUAUGAAUUCAGGUGCAACGAUAUGCGUCUCUCGGAUUAUUUGCCAAAAAGAAGUUUCCGAGAGGCGCUGUGUUCGAAAUCCCUUCUGAACGAUCCGAUAUUCAUGAACAAGUACGCAGUGCCCGUGAGUUUAUUUCUCAAAAGAUUGAAAAACCAAUGUUAAAUGACAACAGAGCCCCAAACACACUUUCACGGAGCUCCGAUUCAUCACUCAGGCAGACUAUCAUUAUUGGCACGAGAGAGAAUGGUUCGUGCUCACGGAAUACGCGAAGACGUUCAAAGUCUUUGAAUUACUGUCCUACGCAGAUAAAGUAGGUCAAGACUGAAAAAAACUGUAUUUCACUUGCAAUCAUUGUUUUUGUAGGCCGAACUAGUCCGUCACGCAGCAAUCGUGCUCCCCGCUCUCAAUCAGGCGUACCAUUCUCCGGACUAUGGUCCAGAUACUGUGGUUUUUCCGGAUGGAACUUAUUACGAUCGGACGCAUGAGCCGACAAGACCUGCCGGACUCAACAGGAAAAAGUACCAAGUACUCGAUUUGGUGCUCAAGCCAUUCCGAGAGAUCGACAUCAAUUUCAACGAGUUCGCAGCAUUCAAAGCGAUCACUUUCCUGAACCCAGGUAACAUUUUUUCUGUAGGACACAAUGAGAGUCAUUUAACCGUUUAGAUGCUGAUGUUUCGCCUUCUGCAAAACUGGCAAUCAACGAGGAAAGGAUCGGUGUUACGAAACAGUUGUACGACUAUAUGAUGAGAAAAGAUAAAGUGGAGAAGGCGGUGAAAAGGUAGUCCAGAGGCCGAAAUAGCCAAAGAAAGGAACGGAGAUUUUCAGAUUCAGUCGGCUGAUUCUGAUGGGAACGUCAAUGUCAAAAUGGCUUGCGAGUCGAAGGAAGCCGUUUGGAUUGCCGAUUUCUUCGAAAACAUCGGAUACACCAGUUUCGCAAAAGAACUGUUUUUCGGGGAUACCAGUAAUUGAUAUGUAAUUUGAUUAACUUACUCGAUCUCAUGAUGAUACGUAUUGUGAAUAAACCGUUUGACGCUGUGUAGUCUGUGUAGUCAAGCACUAAUAUUUACGUUUAUCAACUGCAAGAAUCCAUCCAAAAGCCAUUUAUCCCGAAAAUCGUGUCCAUAACUAUUGAUCUCUCUUAUUAGUUUUUCAAAAAGUAUAAAAGAAACCAGAAGAUUUGUUCAUCUUAUUGAUUUCUCGGGAGAUACGGACCCAAAAUGCACCGGUGUUUGGUUCGCUGUGCCCCGGGAGAGAUAAGGAACACGUGCGCCCGUCUGCGUUUCUCCGACGGGAGAACAUGAUCACAGUUCACUUUUUGGUCACUGAAUUCCCUCGUCCGGGCACAUGUGUCAAACACGCCUUUUCAGUGUAUCAGGCAUAUUCCUCCGUGCUUAUUGACUAUUAACUCUUUGAUUUCUUCUAAUUCCAGCCUCCAUUUUAGUCGAGGCAGCUGAUAGCAGUUCUGCAUCAUCGAAACGAUUCGUUUCUAUCUUUGUAGUCUUUCUUUUUAACGUAGUCAACACAAAAUUCUUUCUUUUUUGCAGUUUCAUGGAAAACGAGACGCUCUGUUUUGUAUGUCAAGAUUAUUCAAGUGGAUACCACUACGGAGUGCCUUCGUGCAAUGGCUGGUACGUAUUGAUUUUUGAGGAAACUGUGUAAUAAGGUUAUUCUAUUCAGUAAAACGUUUUUCCGUCGAACUGUCAUGAAAAAGCAGAAGUUUGUGUGUCAAUUCGAUCAGAAUUGUCCCGUCGACAAGAGCAUCCGAUGUGCGUGCCGCUUUUGCCGAUUCGAGAAGUGUCUCCAAGUGGGAAUGGACAAAUCGGCUCUGCAGGCAUCGAGAGAUCCCAUCGGCUACACGAAAAGAACGAAAAAGACGGAAAGACGGCCGAGGAAAGAGAUUCGAAGUGAUGAAUCGGGAGAAAGCUCUCCAGACAGACAAGAUUCACCCUCAAGAUCAUUUGAGAACUACCUUAGUUUGCUGGCGUCCCGGGAGAAAUCGUAAGUUUUUCCCAAAAGCUUCUAGCAUUCUUACAAAUCAUCAUUUCAGAGCGAACGAACUCCGCCUCUCUUCGUACCUGCCGAAAAGAAGUCUCAAACAGGCUCUUUGCUCGAAACCUCUUCUCAAUGAUUCGAUUUUCAUGGCAAAACAUGCAACUGUGGUACGUGUUCAGGUUGAACUUUCGUUCAUAGUUCCACUUUCCAAACUUCAGAGUCCUCGACACUCUUACACGGAACUCCGUUUCAUUACUCAAGACGAUUAUCAUUAUUGGCACGAACGGGACUGGUUUGUGCUCACGGAGUACGCGAAGACGUUCAAAGUCUUCACUUCACUUUCAUAUCACGACAAGGUACCGACAAUAUAUCUCGGGCGGUCCCUCGCAUAUUUCAUUUCAAUUCAGACUGAACUCGUUCGCCACGCAGCGAUUGUUAUCCCAGUCCUCAAUCAGGUUUACAAUUCUCCAGACCACGGACUUGAUACUGUCGUCUUUCCGGAUGGAACCUAUUACGAUCGGACGCAUGAGCCGACAAGACCUGCCGGACUCAACAGGAAAAAGUACCAAGUACUCGAUUUGGUGCUCAAGCCAUUCCGAGAAAUGGAAAUUAACUUCUACGAGUUCGCGGCGUUCAAAGCGAUCACUUUCCUGAAUCCAGGUAACUCUGAUAUCCUGUCAUUCCACUGUUUUUGUGUUUUUUUCGUCAGAUGCGGACAUUUCACUGGAAGCGAAACAGGCAAUUAACGACGAAAGAGUGCUCAUCACGAAACAAUUGUACGCCUAUAUGCUGAAGAAGGACGGACUGGAGAAGGCCAUUUACAGGUAACAGACGAGAGAGUCACACCGAAAACAUUCUGUCUCAAGGUUCGGUCGACUGAUUCUGAUGGGAACGUCAAUGUCGAAGAUGGCAUGUGAGUCGAAAGAAGCUGUUUGGAUUGCCGAUUUCUUCGAAAACAUCGGCUUCACUUCUUUCGCAAAGGAGAUGUUUUUCGGAGAAAGUUUAGAGAAUUAG